AUGCAUAACACUACGCGUAAUGAGAGGAUGGAGCCCAUGUCAGUUAACACCCAGAUCGGGGUCGUGUUUGUCGUCUUUACUACGCUCGUUUUUCUCCGAGUAUAUACGAUCGGUAGUCGGGGUAAAGAGCUCCCACCUGGCCCCAAGACAAUACCUAUUCUAGGAAACGCACUGAACUUCCCUACCUACUUUCCUCAUAUCAAAUUCUCGGAAUGGGCUCGUGAGUAUGGGGAGAUUUACUCGCUUAAAGUUUUAAACGGGACGAUGAUCGUUCUCUCUUCUGCGACGGCUAUCAAAAGUGUUCUUGACAUCAAUGGGUUGAAUACAGGCAAUCGACCUGAGUCUACUAUAAUACGGCGGGUAACCAAUGGCAAUGUCCAAGCAUUAGAGGAUAUGGACAGGCCAGCUUGGAGGCGUAGUCGAAAAGCUAUGCAUAUUUUUAUCACGGAAUAUAUUUUAGGGUCACACACUCAGGCUCAAGAUGCCGAGUACUCGCAGCUUAUGAACGACAUUCUUGAAGAUCCGAAGAAUACUUUUGAGCAUAUCAGUCGAAUGGCUGUAGGUGUACUAAUCACAACUCUCUAUGGAUCUAGGGUUCCGAAAUACCGGGGCUCAGAAGCAGAAACAUAUUUCCGCGGGGUCAAACUGAUGAAUAAAGUCACUGACCCCGGGGCUCAUCCGCCAGUCGACAUCUUGUGGCCGUUGAGAUAUGUUCCGAAACGUUGGGCGUACUGGAAAAGACUCGCCGACAUGACGCGAGAGACCUGUGCUCAAGUCUUUGAUCCGCUUUAUAAGCAAUGUGAACGUGCGAUAGAGCUAAAUAAGAAAACUGGAUGCUUCGUCGAGUAUUUAAUUAUGAAUCAGCAACAGCUAGGCAUGUCACACCCAGAGAUCACCGGCUUAGCCGAGGGCUUGAUGGAUGCUGGCGCAGAAGCUACCGCUUCAUUUCUUCAAAGCAUCAUAUUGGUUCUGAUUAAUUACCCUCAUGUACAAGAGAAAGGCCAAAAAGAGAUUGACAGCAUUAUUGGCGGCGAUCGGUGGCCGGCCUUAGACGACUACGACAGGUGUCUAUACAUUCGCGCAAUUGUUGAAGAAUUAUUUCGAUUUAGGCCAGUUUUCCCUGUAGGUAUUCCUCAUAGAAGUGCGAAGGAAACUUACUAUAAGGAAUACCGUAUCCCGGAGAACUCAGUCAUCUUCAUGAACAUAUAUGGGCUUUUCCACGACCCAGACUUGUACGAUGACCCGGAGACAUUUGAUCCCGAGCGAUUCCUAAAGUCUCCUUUUGGGACGAAAAAAGGAGUGGAUACAGGGGCAUAUAGGAAUAACCUUGCGUUUGGGGCUGGGCGGCGGAUUUGUGCCGGAGAGGAAUUGGCUCGUCGGUUGAUCGCACAGAAUGUGAUGAACUUGCUUUGGGCGUUCAGCUUUAAAAAGGACGGUUCUGGGACAGGGGGUAUGGAUAUUGAUUCUUAUUCUAGGCCAGGUAUCGAACUUGCGCCGAAGCAUUUUACGUGUGAUAUUACACCACGAUCUAAGGAUAAAGCAUGUGCAAUUAAGAACCGGUUUGAGAAAGCAUUUCCCAUUGACGCCAACAGCUCUAUAGGAGUUAAAGAAUAA
Messenger RNA from Daldinia childiae, 1614 nucleotides. RefSeq names its product Cytochrome P450 81E8. The transcript has 3 exons. Bases 1 to 1614 code for a protein of 537 amino acids. The record is from RefSeq and is a predicted model, not a curated record. Gene Ontology annotation, molecular function: iron ion binding; monooxygenase activity; heme binding. Lineage: Eukaryota; Fungi; Ascomycota; Sordariomycetes; Xylariales; Hypoxylaceae.